This is a messenger RNA of Diplodia corticola, 1272 nucleotides long. Its product is annotated as acetylornithine deacetylase. Lineage: Eukaryota; Fungi; Ascomycota; Dothideomycetes; Botryosphaeriales; Botryosphaeriaceae. The record is from RefSeq and is a predicted model, not a curated record. The transcript is spliced from 3 exons. The coding region runs from base 1 to 1272 and encodes 423 amino acids. Gene Ontology annotation, molecular function: hydrolase activity.
AUGCGCGCUGCAGCCGUCAUCCCCGCGCUGCUCGCCCUCGCCGCUCCGCUCACAUCAGCGGCGCAAUCGCCAUUGCAAUGGCUGGAGCAGCAGCAGCUGAACCCCCCCACUCCCGAUGCCGCAAAGCAAAGUCCUGCCCACCUGCUUCCCCUACCUACCCUGCAUGAGCUCCUGACGCUGCAUCGGGAAAUCGUCAAGAUCGAGUCCAUCAGCGGCAAUGAGUACAAGGUCGGCUGGUGGCUGGUGUCGUACCUGAAGGAGAAUGGGUUCAACGUCGAGACGCAGAAGGUCGGCGUUGGAGAGAGAGGGAACACAAGGUUCAACAUUCUCGCCUGGCCCGGUGACAGAAAAUUCACGAAGCUGCUGGUUACCAGCCACAUAGACACCGUCCCUCCCUACCUGCCCUAUUCCUUCGACACCAAGGAUGACAAGAUAUACGGACGCGGCAGCGUCGAUGCCAAGGGCUCCCUCGCGGCCCAGGUCACGGCCGUCAUCUCGCUGCUCGCCAACAGCAGCGCCCCGCUAGACCCCAACGACGUGUCCCUGCUCUUCGUCGUCGGCGAGGAGACGAGCGGCGACGGCAUGCGCACCUUCUCCGGCUCCUCUCUCAACCCGCUCAACUACAGCGCCGUCCUCUUCGGCGAGCCGACCGAGAACAAGCUCGUCAGCGGCCACAAGGGCAACAUGGGCUUCCGCGUGCACGUGACUGGCAAGGCCGCGCACUCGGGCUACCCGUGGCUGGGCGUCAGCGCGAACAACAUCCUCAUCAAGGUUCUGAGCCGGAUACUCGAUCUCGAAGCUGGCAAGGUCGAGGGCGCGGAGCUGCCGUGGAGCGACAAGUAUGGCAACACGACGCUGAACGUCGGCACCGUGUUCGGCGGCGCUGCCGGCAACGUUGUCGCAGAGAAGGCGAAUGCGACGAUCACGAUCCGCCUGGCGGGCGGCUCGCCGUUCGAAGUGCGGGGGGAAAUUGAAAAGGCGCUUGCGCCGGUGAUUGAGAGCGCGGAGACGGCCGGUGGCAAGGUGGAGCUCGAGUAUCGGAACGCGGGAUACCGUCCUGUUGACAUGAACUGCGAUGUCAAGGGCUUUGACUGCAUCACCGUCAACUAUGGCACAGACGUCCCUUGGUUGGAUGGUGAUCAUAAGCGCUAUCUCUACGGUCCGGGAAGUAUCUUCGUCGCCCACUCGGCCAAUGAAGCAAUUGACGUCCGCGACCUUGAGCGGGCGGUCGUGGACUACCAGAAGCUGAUCCUUGCAGCUCUGAAAGUUUAG